This is a messenger RNA of Saxophila tyrrhenica, 399 nucleotides long. RefSeq lists its product as uncharacterized. Bases 1 to 399 code for a protein of 132 amino acids. Lineage: Eukaryota; Fungi; Ascomycota; Dothideomycetes; Mycosphaerellales; Extremaceae. The record is from RefSeq and is a predicted model, not a curated record. The transcript is spliced from 2 exons.
AUGCGCUUCCACACCAUCCUCGCCGCCACAGCCGCGCUCGGCGCUUCCCUCGUCUCCGCCCAAAUCCAGCCCGAGGGCAACCGGAUGGGCACCACGUACCCGCCCGUCUGCGGCAACGCCUGUGGACCCAUCUUCAUCCGCCAGCGCAACUGCGAGGACCGCCGCGCCUACGACAGCCAGGAUGAGUGCGUCUGCGACUGGGACGGCGCCAAGAGCCAUAUCCCCGAGUGCCAGGCGUGCACGCGCUUUGCUGAUAGCAACAACGAUAACUUGCGGGCGCUGAACCACUACAUCAACGAGUGCGACCUGCAGCGGACGACCGUGUCCGGCUCGAAGCCAACCGCCAUGCCGUACGCCGCGGCCGGUGCCGUCGCGAUGGGUUUGAUGGCUGCGUUGUAA